Molecule: messenger RNA, 918 nt
Organism: Adineta steineri
Lineage: Eukaryota; Metazoa; Rotifera; Eurotatoria; Adinetida; Adinetidae
Source: the annotation of a GenBank genome assembly
AUGAGUGGAUCAAAAUCAACUCAAAAUACCGCUGCAUCAUUCAAUAAGAUCAGAAUGAACGGAUCAAAAGCGACUCAAAAUACUGCUACAUCUUCCAAAUCAACAGCAUCAUUAAAUAUUCGCCAACCACGACAACAUAUGGCACAAAGAUACCUUCUCGUCUGGGUAGAUGCCAGCAUCGAUCAAGCGGACAAGGAUUGCCAAUACACACUGACUCAAUUGAAGAACGUGGUGAAUGACGUCAGCCUAUGUACUGAACCUAAUCAGUGCCUCGAAAUACUCAACCAGGAUGGUCAUGAAAGAGCCUUUGUCAUAACAUCAGGCUCAUUAAGUCAACAUUUGGUUCCUGAAAUUCAUGGCAUACCAAAGCUAGGUGCCAUUUACAUUAUUAGUAAUAACAAAUCAAUACAUGAACGAUGGACACAAAACUGGACAAAAAUCAAAGGUGUCCAUAUAAACAUCCAAGAAAUUUGUGAAGCAUUGCAGUUGGCUAUUAAACAAUAUCAUCAAGACUCAAUAGCCAUGAGUUUUAUUACAGCAAAUGAAAUGGCUUCAGCUAAUAAUUUAAAUCAGUUGGAGCCAACAUUUAUGUACACCCAAAUAUUCAAAGAUAUUCUUCUUGAUAUGAAACAUGGUAAGCAAGCCAUCAAACGCUUUACUGCUUACUGUCGAAACAAUAACAGCGUGUCACCAAUCAAUAUUGACCGUUUUGAGAAAGAAUACCAUGCUCAUUCCGCUAUUUGGUGGUACACUUUUCCAUCGAAUAUCUUUUCUAUGCUCAAUUAUGGUCUUCGAACAUUAGACGCCGACAUAAUUAUUACUAUGGGUUUUUUUCUACGUGAUGUACAUUUGCAAAUUAAACAGUUAUAUGAACAACAGAUCAGUGCUUACGGAAAAAAGCCUUUUUUAGUUUAUUGA